AUGUCAUCAACCGCAGAACCAACAUUGAAGCUAAACACUGGUGCAUCCAUUCCUCAAAUUGGAUUGGGUACAUGGCAAUCACCUGACCAAGAGGCUUACAACGCCGUUGUCACUGCCUUGAAAAACGGGUACAGACACAUCGACACUGCUGCUAUCUACGGCAACGAAGAGGCUGUUGGUAGAGGUAUCAGAGACUCUGGUGUUCCUAGGGAAGAAAUCUUUGUUACCACUAAGUUGUGGGGUACUCAACAAAGGAACCCUGAAGCUGCUUUGGACGACUCCUUGAAGAGACUUGGAUUGGAUUAUGUGGACUUGUACUUGAUUCACUGGCCAGUGGCUUUGAAAACUGAUUCCAUUAAGGACGGUAAUGUGUUCACUUUCCCAAGAACUGCAGAUGGUAAGAUUGAUGUCGACAUUGAAGACUGGGACUUCACUAAGACAUGGGAAAAGAUGCAACACUUACCAAAGACCGGUAAGACAAAGGCUAUUGGUGUUUCGAAUUUCUCAAUCAAGAACAUCGAAGCCCUUUUCAAGGCAAAUCCAAACACUAUAGUCCCUGCUGCUAACCAAGUGGAAACCCACCCUCAAUUGGACCAACAAGAGUUGCUUGAUUACUGCAAGUCCAAGGGUAUCUUGCUAGAAGCCUACUCCCCAUUGGGUUCUUCUAACUCUCUACUUCUCACCGACCCAACUAUCAAGAAAAUCGCUGAAAAGCAUAACGUCGAACCAGCAAACAUUCUCAUCAACUGGGGUCUAUCUCGUGGUUACGUCGUCUUGCCAAAGUCCGUGAAUCCCGAAAGAGUUAAGAACAACAAGAAGAUUAUCGACUUGCCUGCAGAAGAUAUCGAGACGAUUAACAGUUUAGCUACUAAAAUCGGCUCAAAGAGAUACGUUAGCCCUGAUUUUACUCCUUUCAAAAUCUUCGAGUAA
Kluyveromyces marxianus DMKU3-1042 is the source of this 930-nucleotide messenger RNA. It is a transcript of the gene YPR1, whose product is annotated as putative reductase 1. The transcript has a single exon. NCBI's taxonomy places the organism in Eukaryota, Fungi, Ascomycota, Saccharomycetes, Saccharomycetales, Saccharomycetaceae. Gene Ontology annotation, molecular function: aldose reductase (NADPH) activity. The record is from RefSeq and is a predicted model, not a curated record. Gene Ontology annotation, cellular component: cytosol. Bases 1 to 930 code for a protein of 309 amino acids.